Colletotrichum lupini is the source of this 5772-nucleotide messenger RNA. Its product is annotated as ATPase. Gene Ontology annotation, cellular component: membrane. Lineage: Eukaryota; Fungi; Ascomycota; Sordariomycetes; Glomerellales; Glomerellaceae. The transcript has 32 exons. The record is from RefSeq and is a predicted model, not a curated record. Gene Ontology annotation, molecular function: ATP binding; P-type ion transporter activity; ATPase-coupled monoatomic cation transmembrane transporter activity. Gene Ontology annotation, biological process: intracellular calcium ion homeostasis. The coding region runs from base 1 to 5772 and encodes 1923 amino acids.
AUGUACACCAGCUUCCAAGAGAAAAACAGCGAAACAUACCACUCGAUACCAGUCAAACCGUAUCAUUCCAGCAAAUUUGACCCAGGCAAUCUCAGCAUUGAUUCCAUACUUACCUACGAUACCCAUACGUGGCUGGCGCUGACCAACAUCCAAAGUAUCGUCAUCUAUCAGACAAGUGGUUACCCGCAAAGGUCUCCGUCGGCAUAUGCCGAGGGUUGCUUACCUAAAAUUUCGACGGGACAGAAAUUCCUCCCCUCUGCCACCCCUCCCACCCUGAUACCUACGCCAUUCCGCCCUUCGCAAAUUCCAGCGGUUCGUUUCCUAUCAGUGCAGGAGCUCAAUAAGACAGCUACGGGUGCCUGGCUUUUCCUUGCUCCUUCGCGAGCUCGAGCUAGAAAUCAUCCACAUAGCUUCCUCGAGCUUCCCUUAGCUGUUUCUUCUAACUGUCUCAACCCAACUAAGCGUUUUGACCCACGGUCCAGCCACGCCUUCAACCUCUUGUCUCUCGAGCUGGAACCUUCGAUACCAUUACGGCGACUAGAUCGCCCUGAGGAAGUUGCAGAUAUGCCUGCGCCAGGAGAGAAUGGGCAUCAUCGUGCCUCCUCUACAUCGAGGAAUGGCCAUGCGCCGCUCUACCGGCUCGACUCGAAUCAAAGCUCAACGAGCAUCUUCGAGGAGGUAGAGAUGGCUCAUGACGAACUUUUCUCUGGUCCUAUGGCCGAAAGCCUUCCUACCAGCGUUUCAGCCUUCUCCCAUCGACGGCCUCGUGCUGACUCGACGACGAGUUUUGCAUACUAUCACGAUGAACCCGAAGCCUCUCCUACUUCGUUCGAAGACGAACGCCAAAGCCUGUCAGAUGUGGGAGACUUUGCGUUUGGUGACGAGGAGGAAAGCUACGCUGAUUACGAAAACGGCGAAACCAUCGAUGAUUACAUGUCCCAACGCAGGCGAUCGUCAACGCACUCAAGAUCGUCAACGCACUCAAGAUCGUCUGUUCACGCCCGCCUGUUGCGCCAGGACAGUGGCAUGACCAACAAGAGCCUUGGUGGAGAUCGUUUAAGCCAGAAGGUCUACAUGGUGAAUGAGGACCUUACCAUUGCCAUUGCUGGCUUUCGGACAAGUCGACUUGGCUUCACUGCUUAUGUCGCACUUUGCCUAUGCACUACUGGUGUCGCUUGGCUACUACUCAGAUGGUUUCCUAGAUGGCAUGUAAAACUUUUGGGUCUGCCGUCUCCACUGGCCGAGUGUGACUGGGUUGUUGUCGAGAAUCAAUGGGGAGAAUUUGCCCUGAUGGACGUAGACAAAAAGCUGUACGGUAGACCUAUGUCUACCAUCUUUGGCCACACUGGAAAGAGCUACGGGGUAGAUGAUGAUUACGACCCAAUCAUCACCGAAUUACGCAUGCUCAACUAUCGUUAUGUUCGCUUGUACUUCAACCAGCAAAAGGACAAGUUUGUCAUAUUCAACGGCUGGGUUGACCCGAAUUGGACCGAUCCUCGCGCCGUGCGUGCUGGCAUAGACAGUGAUGAGAAGGGACUGCGAGCAGUUGUUUUUGGGAAUAACCUGAUUGAUAUUGAACAAAAAUCAACACCGCAGUUGCUCGUAGAUGAGGUUUUCCAUCCUUUCUACGUCUUUCAGAUUGCCAGCCUGAUUCUGUGGUCUCUUGACGAAUAUUAUUACUACGCCGUGGCUAUCUUCCUAAUGUCGUUUGGAAGUAUUGCCACCACCCUCAUUGAAACCAAAGCGACGAUGAAACGACUCCGCGAGAUUUCUCGCUUCGAGUGCGAUGUGCGUGUACUUCGAAAUGGAUUCUGGCGAUUUGUAUCCUCGAGUGAGCUCGUGCCUGGUGACGUUUACGAGGUCAGCGACCCAAAUCUUACUCAAUUUCCGAGCGACGGCUUGCUUUUGAGCGGAGACUGCAUCGUUAACGAGAGCAUGCUGACAGGUGAAUCGGUCCCUGUGUCUAAAACACCGGCCACCGAUGAGACGAUGUAUAGUCUCGAUUUGGCUGCACCGACCGUGUCGCCAGAGAUUGGCAAACACUUCCUCUUCUGUGGUACCAAGAUCAUUCGCGCCCGGCGACCGCAGGAAGAGCGUGAUGGAGACGCUGUCGCCCUCGCACUCGUGGUCAGAACGGGAUUCAGCACCACGAAGGGAUCCCUUGUACGGUCCAUGCUCUUCCCCAAACCAUCCGGCUUCAAAUUCUACAGAGACUCUUUCCGGUACAUCAGUGUCAUGGCUAUCGUAGCCAUGCUUGGUUUCAUCGCCUCUCUCUUCAAUUUCCUGCGGCUGCACCUUGCCUGGCACCUCAUCAUCGUCCGUGCUCUCGAUCUUAUCACAAUCGUGGUGCCGCCAGCGCUACCCGCGACGCUCACCAUUGGGACCAACUUCGCGCUGGGCCGACUGAAGAAGAAACAAAUCUUUUGCAUCAGUCCACAGCGGGUCAACGUAGGUGGUAAGAUUGACAUCAUGUGCUUUGACAAGACCGGCACCCUAACAGAGGACGGAUUGGACAUACUCGGUGUUCGGGUCGCAUCAACAGUAACAGGCAGGUUCACGGAGGUGCUUACCGAUCCAUCGUCGUUCGUACAGGCGCAGGCCGGCGGUCCAGCCCAGAUGUCAAAAUUGAGGGCAGCCUUGUACACCAUGGCAACUUGCCACUCGUUGAGGUCUGUGGACGACGAGCUGAUGGGUGAUCCACUUGACCUCAAGAUGUUUGAGUUUACAAGGUGGUCUUUCGAAGAAGGCAAACAAAGUCCCAACGAGGCAGACGACCAAGACCAGGGCAGCCUUUCGCCGUCAGUCGCCCGACCUCCAGCUGAGCAUGAUGCUCUUCUGCGAGGCGCCACUCAACAAGGAGAUCAAUCGCAAUUGCUUGAGUUGGGGGUACUGAGGUCCUUCGAAUUCGUUUCGCAGCUCCGUAGAGCAAGCGUCAUAGUUCGACAGUUUGGACAGCAAAGUGGGGACAUAUAUGUCAAAGGCGCUCCUGAAUGCAUGCGGGAAAUAUGUCGCGAAGACAGCUUCCCAGUCGACUAUGAUGAUCAGCUUGCCUACUAUACACACAAGGGUUAUCGCGUCAUUGGCUGCGCAGCUCGCCAUAUUCCAAAACUCAGCUGGGUCAAAGCCCAGAAAAUGAAGCGACACGAGGCCGAGUCUCAACUGGAAUUCACUGGUUUCAUUAUUUUCGAAAACAAGCUCAAGCCGACCACAGCGCCUGUACUGACUGAGCUACUGGAAUCGAACAUCAGUACGACGAUGGUGACAGGUGACAACAUCUUGACUGCCAUCAGUGUUGCUCGUGAAUGCAACUUGAUCAACAAGACUGCGCACUGCUUCGUUCCGAGAUUCAUAGAAGGCAAGUGGCGACAAGUGAGGUAUCUGAUUGACUCUAACAGUAAGCAGGCAACGCCGCCACUACCACCUCCGGCUGACGUUGACGCAUCAUUGGCAUACAACAUCAAUGACAUCCGCAAUUACUCUCUAGCAGUCAGCGGCGAGAUUUUUCGCUGGAUUGUGGACUUCGCGCCUCCGUUGGUGUUGCAGAGAAUGCUGGUCCGUGGUCGAGUUUUCGCGCGCAUGUCUCCAGAUGAAAAGCACGAACUGGUUGAGAAAUUGCAAGCGAUCGGGUACUGCUGUGGCUUUUGUGGUGACGGUGCGAAUGAUUGCGGCGCUCUCAAGGCUGCAGAUGUCGGCAUCUCCCUCUCAGAGGCGGAAGCUUCUGUUGCAGCUCCGUUCACGUCACGCGUCUUCGACAUCGGUUGCGUUCCCCAGGUUAUCCGUUUCAGUUGCUUCAAGUACAUGAGUUUGUACUCGGCCAUCCAGUUCACGUCCGUCAGCUUUCUUUAUGCUACAGCUUCUAAUCUCGGUGACUUUCAAUUCCUAUUCAUUGAUCUACUGUUGAUUCUUCCUAUUGCCAUUUUCAACCUCGUCUCUCGCAAGGUGCUCAUACCGUUACUGGGCCAGAUGGUCAUUUGUAUACUCGUGCAAACUGCUGUAUAUGUCGCCGUGCGAAAGCAGUCAUGGUACGUACCCCCACGUGUCAACCAUGACAAGUCGAAUAUCAAGAACUCGGAAAACACGGUUCUAUUUCUGGUGUCCUGUUUCGAGUACAUCUUGGCGGGUGUGGUCCUCAACGCGGGCCCUCCUUUCAGAGAAAAGGCGAUGACGAACUGGCCGUUUAUGACAACCAUCGUGGCAACCCUUUCAAUCACAAUAUGGAUGAUCAUUGGCCCGGGGCAUUCAGUAAGGCACCUGAUGCAACUUACCAAGACAAGCUGGGACUUUGAGCUCUUCAUGAUUCUACUCGGGGGCGUUUACUUGGUCGCGGCAUGGAUAUCAGAAAAGUACCUCUUCCAAAAGCUGGCUCGGGCCGAUUACAAGGUUGAAGAGAUGCCUUUGCGGCUUGAUCGCACACGCUGCCAUAAUUCCACUUUCUCCCUGAAUGCGAACUUCUCAGUCUCGGUUUCUAGCUCGGAUGUCAAGGAUCGUGUCAUCGAUGAUCCACCGACCCGCAUUCCGCUAGUCGAUACAAUCAUUCAGGUCAAGCUUCGACUGCUACCUGUUACUUCCAAGUCUCAUACCACGGGUGCUCGGACAUCGCUUGGGUUUCAAAGUACAAUACAACCUCACGCAUUGGGACUCGGGCCACAGAGACGGUCAAUCCCUUAUUUCUGCCUCUCUCAUUCCACUGAACCUUCGCGAAUCACCUCUACCGCGAAGAUGAACAUGGGUACGUCCUCGCACACAAGCCUCAUGAAGCUCAUUGUGAAUGGCUACCUGCCCAACGCCGUCAUCAGGAUAGGCAUUCGGCGCCAGCUUCAGGAGCGUCUCGACUCCAUCGCGAGCACGUCUCUCGGCCUCGAUUACGAGCGGAAGAUGACGUUUAUCGAGAAAUUGCGCACUCAACCCAUUGCAAUUGAGACCGCUACGGCCAACAAGCAGCACUACGAGGUUGGCACCGGUGUCCUCGCCGCAUGCCUUGGCCCCCGCAUGAAGUAUUCGUGCUGUCUGUACCCCAAGGGAGGCGAGACAUUGGCACAGGCGGAAGUGGCCAUGUUACAGACGUAUAUUGAAAAGGCGGAACUAAAGGAUGGUAUGAGUAUCUUGGAUCUCGGCUGCGGUUGGGGAUCAGGAGCGCUGUACUUCGCCGAGGUACUUCCUAACUCCAAGGUCACGGCCUUUUCCAACUCCAGGACGCAGAAGGAGUACAUCGAUGGGAAAGCCAAGGAGAAGGGCUUAUCAAACCUCACGGUCAUCACAGGUAACGUUGUUGACUAUGAGUUCGAGCGGGAGUCUUUUGACAGAGUUGUCUCCAUCGAGCUAUUUGAGCACAUGAAAAACUACGAGCUCCUUAUGGCAAAGGUGGGCAGGGCCUUAAAGCCUGGUGGCAAGCUUUUUGUCCAUAUCUUUGCCCACAGGACCACUCCCUACGAUUAUGAGGAGGGCUGGAUGACGACGUAUUUCUUCACAGGAGGCACUAUGCCUUCCACCGACCUGCUCCUAUUCUUCCAGCGGGACUUACAGAUUCAGAAGCAGUGGUGGGUCAACGGACAACACUACUCCAAGACGUGCGAGCACUGGCUGAGCAAGAUGCUUGCGCAUAAGAAAGAGAUCUGGCCGCACUUGGUCGAGACGUAUGGGGAGCAGAACGCCAGCGUGUGGUUCAACAGAUGGCAAAUCUUCUACUUGGCGUGUUCCGAGCUGUUCGCCUACCAAGGCGGGGAUACCUGGGGCGUGUCGCACUACCUCUUCGAAAAGCCCAACACUCAGUAG